GUUGACGCUGUGAAGGGGACCAGCCUGGCCCACCCUGGGUCGGCAACAGACAGCAGCAAAUCUUCUUCUGGGAAACCCAAACGAACCCCAAGUCCUCUCCGCAAAGUACGCGCAGAGAUGAACAAGUCACACAACAGCGACCCCAGUUUGAACCAGAUUUCCCGCGGCAGCCCAACGCUGGGAUUCCGACCUCGGAGCUUGACCUUCAGCUUUACAAGUCGAUACCGGUCUCGUCGGCGCCGGAUGUCCUUGGGCUGUCGCAGCUGUGACAAAUCCAGCUCAAUUACACAUUCCACACAGCUGUCCUUCUUGGACUUUGUUGACCUCUUCAAGUCGUUUGGUCUUAGAUGCCGCAAAGACCUCAAAGAUUUGUUUGACCAAAUGUCUUCCACCAAGAAGCCACAUGUGGAAGAGGCAGCUGCUUCUGUGGACAUUCCUAGUCAAGCUCCUACCAGUGAUAACAUAUGUUCAAUCACCAGAAUAACACCUCAAGAUCUCAAAUUGGAAAGCCAGCAAAGGCAUAAGAUCUGUGAUGCCCUGGCAGUGUCCAGUAUUAUCUCCAACUGUGCAGGUGUUGACACCAGUCACAGCUCCUACCUCACACCACUAGAGAUCCACGAUUUCCUAGUCAAUUUCCAGGAGGAACAUUUAGAUCAAGAAGAAAUUGCAGAAUUGGUCCGUAAAUUUGAACCUGAUCCAGCCAUGAGAAGUCGCUGUUUCAUGUCCUUUGAAGGUUUUGCUCGCAUGCUUAUGGACAAGAACAAUUAUGCCCACACUUAUGAGAAAAGUCAUUACCUUGAUGAGGACAUGGACCACCCUCUUCCACAUUACUACAUUGCUUCAUCACAUAACACAUACCUCACAGGCCACCAGCUGAAAGGGGAGUCUUCUAUUGAGCUGUACAGUCAGGUUUUGUUAAUGGGCUGUCGCUGUGUUGAACUUGACUGCUGGGACGGCGAAGAUGGCUCACCUAUUAUCUAUCAUGGUCAUACCCUUACCACAAAAAUCUCCUUCAAGGGUGUAGUCGAAGCCAUCAACAGGAGUGCCUUUGUUACAUCACCUUACCCCAUUAUUUUAUCCAUUGAGAACCACUGUUCGUUGCCCCAGCAGCAGAAGAUGGCGCAAAUUUUUCUGAGUGUCUUUGGGGACAAACUUGUUACUGACUUCCUGUUCGACACAGAUUUUUUAGAUGAUCCACAACUGCCUUCACCAAAUCAACUUAAGUACAAGAUUCUCAUUAAAAACAAGAAACUUAAGGACAACGAAAGUCUUGCUGCUGCUAAAAAG
Molecule: messenger RNA, 1287 nt
Organism: Candidula unifasciata
Lineage: Eukaryota; Metazoa; Mollusca; Gastropoda; Stylommatophora; Geomitridae
Source: the annotation of a GenBank genome assembly